This is a messenger RNA of Impatiens glandulifera, 2790 nucleotides long. Its product is annotated as glutamate receptor 2.8-like. The coding region runs from base 1 to 2790 and encodes 929 amino acids. Gene Ontology annotation, molecular function: glutamate-gated receptor activity. Lineage: Eukaryota; Viridiplantae; Streptophyta; Magnoliopsida; Ericales; Balsaminaceae. The record is from RefSeq and is a predicted model, not a curated record. Gene Ontology annotation, cellular component: plasma membrane. The transcript is spliced from 5 exons.
AUGAUGAAGAAGCCAUCUGGUGCAUUAACUUUCUGUCUACUCAUAAUCUUCUUCUUCUUAUCUCCAAAGAUGAUGAUGAUGGGCAUGGCCCAGAACAAUGUGAGUGUAGGUGUUGUUCUUGACAUGGAAGAAGAAGUUGCCCAGAUUGGUCUGAGCUGUAUUUCCAUGGCUCUUUCUGAUUUCUACACUUCUAAUCCCAACUAUGCCACCAGGCUUAUUCUCCACACCAAAGACUCCAAGGGUACUGUUCUUGGUGCUGCAGCUGCUGCUUUGGAACUGCUGAAGAAUGUGGAAGUGAAAGCUAUAAUAGGACCAUUUACAUCCAUGCAAGCCGAGUUUGUUUCUAACCUCGGGGACAAAGCUAGAGUACCCGUCAUCUCAUUUUCCGCUACAAGCCCGUCCCUAACAUCCCUCAGAAGCCCAUACUUCGUUCGUGCAGCCCUAAACGACUCAUCUCAAGUAGAGGCUAUAUCCGCAUUAGUAAAAGCCUUCGCUUGGAGACAAGUCGUCCCAAUCUACGUAGACAAUGAAUUCGGCGCCUCCUUGAUACCUUUUCUAGCCGACGCACUCGAGAAAGUCAACACCCGAAUCCCCUAUAGAAGUUCCAUUCAUCCAAAUGCUACAAAUGACCAAAUUGUCCAAGAGCUUUACAAGUUAAUGACGAUGCAAACCCGGGUUUUCAUCUUGCACAUGGGCCCGUCGUUGGCCUCGAAGUUCUUUGAUAAAGUUAAAGAGGUUGGGAUGAUGAGUGCAGGAUACGUUUGGAUAGUGACAAGUUCAGUUGCAAAUCAACUUACUUCACUCGGUUCGAUGGAGGGGGUUCUAGGAGUAAGGCCUCAUCUUCAAUCAGAUUUCGAUCGGAUCAAGAACUUUACUGACCGUUGGAUAAAAAACCGUCAAAAGCAUAAUCCCGAUGUGAUACAUCCACACCUCAACAUUUACGGACUUUGGGCAUACGAUGCCGCCACUGCACUAGCCAUGGCAGUCGAGGAAGCGGGGGUUGUGAAUGGAAGGUUCUGGACUAUUUCACGGAACGCGGAGGAUCUUGAAGCUUUUGGAGAAUCUCGAGUUGGCCCGGGAUUAAUCAAAUCAAUCUUGAAAACUAAAUUUAAAGGGCUCGGUGGGUAUUUCAGGAUCGUCGAUAAUCAGUUGGAAUCGUCUGCUUUCGAGAUCAUCAAUGGUGAGAAGAUUAUAGGGUUUUGGACUCGGAAAGAUGGAAUCAUCAGGAAGCUGAACAAAUCCACGAAGCCGAGCUCAAUCCCUAAGGAGAAUCUUGGCUCCAUCAUAUGGCCUGGAGAUAACAUCCAGGCUCCAAAGGGUUGGGCGGUCACUACAAACGGAAAGAAGCUGAUAAUAGGGGUUCCGGUGAAGGAAGGUUUUAAAGAAUUUGAAGGAUACAGCAAGGAAGUCUUCGAAGCAGUCGUAGCAAAACUAAAGUACGAUAUCCCACGCGAAUACGUUCCUUUUGGUUCAGAUGGAAAGAUGAAUGGCUCUUACGACGACUUAGUGCAACAAGUGUAUUUUGGGAAAUUUGAUGCUGUUGUGGGAGAUGUAACGAUCAGAGGUAACAGAUCGAACUACGUGGAUUUUACGCUUCCUUACACCGAAAGCGGGGUAAUCAUGAUUGUCCCUAUUAAUGAUAAAACGAGGAAAAAUACAUGGAUGUUUUUGAGACCACUUACUUGGGAGCUUUGGGUGACAAGUUUCUGCUUGUUUGCCUUCAUUGGGUUUAUUGUUUGGAUUCUCGAACAUCGAGUAAACGAAGAAUUCAGAGGACCACCUUCUCAUCAAGCUGGAACAAUCUUUUGGUUCUCAUUCUCAACCAUGGUUUUUGCGCACAGGGAGAAGAUAGUAAGUAAUUUGGGAAGGUUCGUAGUGAUCAUAUGGUGCUUCGUGUUCCUUAUACUGGUUCAGAGCUUCACUGCUAGCUUAACUUCAAUGUUAACAGUGCAAAAACUACAACCAAAGAAUGAUGAUAUCAAUCAACUUAUAAAGAACGGAGAGAAUUUUGGGUAUCAAAAAGGUUCUUUUGUUUUUGAUCUCUUAAAGAAAAAGAAAAUUGAUAAAUCCAAACUUAAACCAUUUGGGACAGAAGAAGAAUUAUAUGAGCUCUUUAAGAAGGGAAGCAGAAAUGGUGGUAUUUCAGCUGCUUUAGAGGAAGUCGCAUAUAUAAAACUUUUCUUAGCAAGACACUGCUCCAUGUUUACCAGUGUUGGACCCACAUACAAGGCUGAUGGCUUUGGCUUUGUUUUUCCAAUAAAUUCACCGUUAGUGAACGAUAUUUCAAAAGGCAUUCUAAGUGUGGCAGAAGAAGAUGAAAUGAUGGAAAUAGAAAACAAAUGGUUCAACAAAGGAAAUGGAGAUUGUAAAGAUUCAAGUACCUCACUGUCUUCCAACAGUCUAGGACUGGACAGUUUCAGGGGAUUGUUUUUAAUAGCUUUAACAGCCUCGUUUCUAGCUCUGCUAGUCUAUAUUAUUAUCUUCAUAUAUGAGCAAAGGCACUUCUUCAGCAGCAGCUAUGAAGGAUCUCUUUGGAACAAGAUUGUACUGCUUAUAAGACAUUUCGACAAGAAAGACUAUCAUUCUUACACAGUUAGAAAAAGUGAAUUCGGAGAUGGAAAAAGAGAGAUACGCACACCUGAGACUGAAUUCAACCUCCAUUUUCAUGGUGCUUCGGCUUCUACUUGUCCCCCAAGCGCAACAAGCUCACCGAAACAUACAUAUUAUGAUAACGAAAGCGACUUUUCUUUCGAACAAGGUUCUCCUUCUCCGAAUCACACAGGUAAAUGA